Molecule: messenger RNA, 4102 nt
Organism: Eutrema salsugineum
Lineage: Eukaryota; Viridiplantae; Streptophyta; Magnoliopsida; Brassicales; Brassicaceae
Product: squamosa promoter-binding-like protein 16
Exons: 11
Coding region: 526-3672 (1048 amino acids)
Cellular component (GO): nucleus
Molecular function (GO): DNA binding
Source: RefSeq, a predicted model, not a curated record
AACAGAACAAGGAAAGAAAGGCUCGAAAAUAAGAAGACGACGAAGACGAACAAAGAGAAACAACGAAAUUGAAAGGGAAAACAAGGAAAGAGCGAAGCUGCACACAGCAAAAAACCCUCAAUUCCCUCUAUCUCGUUCCUAGAUCGAUUUCCAAUCGGAAAUUUUGGAAGCGGAGAUUCGGUUUUGGAGUUGCUCAAAUCUGAACAAGUCUCUGGUUGUUUGAUUCGAUUACAUCUCAAGAUUCUAUUUUUGUUGGAUUGAAGGAAGGGGUUUAUGCUUGAAGAUGGGAUUUGUAUAACUAGUUCGACCUAGCAGAGUUAUGCUAAGGUACACACGUCGAUUCAUUUCCCCUUUUCAAAUUAAGCUAUUUUAAUGGGGGAGAUGUUCAAGUAAAAGUCUCAAUAGAGAACGAAAAUCUUCCACUAGAUCUCUCUCAGUCUCUCUCUUCUAUUUUCGGGCAACGAAACUUUCCCCAAAGAAGUUAUGAAAAUUGAAAAUUCAUUGAAUCGUUUCAAAAGUUGCUGAAUGGUGAAGAAAAUAGUUGUGUGUGAGAGAGAGGGAGAGGGAGAAAUGGAGGAAGUAGGUCCUCAAGUCGCUGGUCCGAUUUUAAUUCACCAUUCCAUAGGGAGAAAACGCGAUCUUUAUCAGCAGCCGCACUGGCUGGUGCCAUCUCAGCCGAGGAAUGACUGGAAUCCCAAGAUGUGGGAAUGGGACAGUCAACGAUUUGAAGCUAAACCAGUGGACGGAAACGGCACACAGUUUGACGUCAAUGCGAUGAGGAACUGUAACAUUAACAACGGCGGUUUGAGCUACGAGGGAGAAGAGAGAGGCCUUGAUUUGAAUCUGAGCACUGGUUUUAACGCCGUGGAAGACACCCCGGUUGUCACCAGACCAAACAAGAAAGUUAGGUCGGGAUCUCCGGGAAGUGGCGGCGGAAACUACCCCAAGUGUCAGGUAGAUAAUUGUAAGGAAGAUCUAUCACUUGCUAAGGAUUAUCACAGAAGGCAUAAAGUGUGCGAGCUUCAUAGCAAAGCUACCAAAGCUCUUGUUGGGAAACAGAUGCAGAGGUUUUGCCAACAGUGUAGCAGGUUUCAUCUUCUUUCUGAGUUUGAUGAGGGAAAGAGAAGUUGUAGGCGUAGAUUGGCUGGCCAUAACAGACGGAGGAGGAAGACUCAGCCCGAGGAAAUUAAUUCUCGAGUUGUAGCUCCGGGGAAUUGUGAUAAUACUUCUAGUAACGCUAAUUUGGAUAUUAUGGCUCUCUUAACAGCUUUAGCUUGUGCACAAGGUAGGAAUGAUGCCAAACCUAAUGGGUCUCCAGCUGUGCCUCAAAGAGAGCAACUUCUUCAGAUACUUAACAAGAUCAAUGCGUUACCUUUGCCUAUGGAUCUUGUCUCAAAGUUGAACAAAAUCGGAAUUCUAGCCAGGAAAAAUCUGGAUCAACCUUCAGGGAUGAACCCACAAAAGGAUAUGAAUGGAGCUUCUUCUCCAUCUACCAUGGACUUACUUGCUGUUCUCUCCACAACAUUAGGUUCAUCUGCGCCCGAGGCCAUAGCUUUGUUGUCUCAAGGAGAGUUUGGCACCAAAGAAAGCGAGGAUAAGACUAAGUUAACUUCUUGUGACCAUGCCACUACAACCAAUUUAGAAAUGAGAGCCUUGGAGUUUCCUUCUUUUGGGGGAGGGGAGAGAAGCAGUAGCAGUAACCCGUCUCCGUCUCAGGAUUCUGAUUCACACGCUCAGGACACUAGAUCUAGCCUGUCUCUACAACUAUUCACCUCGUCACCAGAAGAUGAGAGUCAACCAACGGUUGCAUCUUCAAGAAAGUAUUAUUCUUCUGCGAGCAGUAACCCUGUUGAGGAUAGGUCGCCAUCAUCAUCUCCGGUCAUGCAGGAGUUGUUCCCGUUGCAGACAUCUCCUGAAACCAUGAGGUCUAACAAUAGCAAAAACUCUAGUCCCAGUCCCAGGACUAGCUGUUUGCCCUUAGAGCUCUUUGGUGCAUCAGACAGAGGAGCUGUUACAAAUCCUAAUUUCAACCAUUCCAGGCAUCAAUCUGAGUAUGCUUCGUCUGGUUCGGAUUAUUCUCCUCCCAGCUUAAACUCUGAUGCUCAGGACCGCACCGGAAAGAUACUUUUCAAACUAUUUGGAAAAGAUCCUAGUCAACUCCCUGGGACAUUGCGAACCGAGAUUUAUAGCUGGCUUUCUAACCUUCCAUCAGGAAUGGAAAGUUAUAUCAGGCCUGGCUGUGUUAUUCUAUCUGUCUAUGUGGCAAUGUCAGCUUCUGCUUGGGAACAACUAGAGGAAAACUUGCCGCAGCGGGUAAGUUCUUUGGUUCAAGAUUCAGAAUUUUGGAGCAACACAAGAUUUUUGGUCAAUACAGGCAGACAGCUCGCGUCAUACAAACAUGGUAAAAUUCGUCUGAGCAAAUCUUGGAGAACUUUGAGUUCACCAGAGCUGAUCACGGUGUCGCCUUUGGCUGUUGUAGCCGGUGAAGAAACAACAUUGUUAGUAAGGGGUAGAAGCUUGACUAACACCGGAAUCAGUUUUCGUUGUGCGCAUAUGGGUAACUAUGCGUCAAUGGAGGUAGCUGGAACAAAACAUAGGAGUGCCAAAUUUGAUGAGUUAUACGUAAAUAGUUUCAAAGUCCAGAGUGGAAUCCCUGACUCUCUAGGACGCUGUUUCGUUGAGGUGGAGAAUGGAUUCAGAAGCGACAGUUUCCCUUUGAUUAUUGCCAAUGCCACUAUUUGCAAAGAGUUAAAUCGCCUCGAAGACGAGUUUCAUCCAAAAGACGCGACAGAGGAACAAACACACAACUCAGAUCGUCCAAGAUCAAGAGAAGAAGUUCUUUGCUUCUUGAACGAGCUUGGUUGGCUAUUUCAGAGGAAAUGGACAUCUGACACUCAUGGAGAAUCCGACUUUUCCCUCCCACGCUUCAAAUUUUUGCUUGUAUGCUCAGUUGAAAGAGAUUACUGUUCUCUCAUAAGAACUCUCCUGGAUAUGAUGGUAGAGAGAAAUUUGGGAAAAGACGGUCUGAUGAACAAGGACUCCUUAGAUAUGCUGGCUGAGAUUCAGCUAUUGAAUCGCGCCGUCAAAAGGAGAAACACAAAAAUGGCUGAAACGCUGAUUCAUUAUUCCGUUAAUCCCACUACUAAAAAGUUCAUCUUCGUGCCUAAUAUCGCUGGACCUGGCGAUAUCACACCUUUGCAUUUAGCUGCUUCUACAUCUGCUUCUGAAGAUAUGAUUGAUGUCCUCACUAAUGAUCCACAAGAGAUUGGAUUGUCGUGCUGGAAUACACUAAUCGAUGCAAGCGGACAGACUCCAUUUAGCUAUGCUGCAAUGAGGAACAACCACAGUUACAACACAUUGGUGGCUCGUAAACUUGCAGAUAAAAGAAACGGUCAGAUAUCUCUGAACAUCGAGUAUGGGAUCGAUCAGAUUGGUCUGAGUAAGAGACUAAGCUCAGAGCUCAAGAGAUCUUGCAACACAUGUGCAAGUGUGGCUCUAAAGUAUCAGAGGAAGGUUUCGGGUUCACAUCGUUUGUUUCCAACACCGAUCAUCCACUCAAUGCUUGCGGUUGCAACGGUCUGCGUUUGCGUUUGUGUGUUUAUGCACGCUUUCCCAAUCGUCAGACAAGGAUCUCACUUCAGUUGGGGAGGCCUUGAUUAUGGCUCAAUCUGAAGAGUACACAAGGUUUGUAUAAUCAAGUGUUGUUAAUUCUUUUGGUUUUGCAAAAUAAGAAAAAAGAUAUGGUGAAGGGAACUGAGAAUCCCAUAAGGCCUGUGGAAAUUGGACAUUGGAGAGAGCACAGAGAAGAAACUGAUUCGGAUCAGAGCAGACACUUCUUCAAACACUAUUUAUAAUAUUUUGGCCAAUGAUGUUUUAUUCUUGAAUCUGUUAAUUUCCUUCUUCUGCUUAGUUACACUUUUUAGUUUUUUUUCCUCUUUUAACAACACAGAAGCUGUAUCUAUUUACUGAAUUUGUUUUCAUUUCUGGGAUAUGGAAUCUGUAGAGCUCGCGUGUUAGUACUAGUUGAAGAUUGUUGUAAACUUGUAAUGUAAUAUCUUCUUUUAAAAAUUAUGUAAAAAUAAUAUCAGCCUCUCGCUUCAAA